ACAGGAUGGAGAGGAUUAUUUUCCUCCGUUGGUCUGUCCAUCCCUGCAAGCCUCUGUCGCCUGGCCCCUCCCACCCUGCGGCUCGGCCAUCGGAGGAUGAUCAGAGAUAAGGCCCCGCCUAUCCCGGACCAGGUGUUAGGGGGAGGAGGGCCAGAUAGACUGAGAGCAGAGUGGAGUCUACCUGGCUUCAUUUCCAUGUUCCUCCCUGAGUUCCCUCACAGAGCUGUACCAGGACACCAACACUUCCAGGUGUUGGGAUAUAUCGCCAAAGGAUCCUUUGGUCCCAUUCUGAAGGUGAAGGACAAGGCCAAGCAGAAAACCUACGCUGUCAAGGUAAUCCCUAAGUCAGAGAUCCUGAGGCUGGGCGUUCUGGAACAGUCGAAAGAAGAAGUUAUAGUACAGCGUCAGGUGCGUCACCCGUUCGUCCACGACCUUCAGGACUGCUGGCAGACACAGAGACACCUCUACAUUAUGUGUGACUACUGCAGUACCGGGGACUUGUAUACAUACUGGGUGAUGAUUGGCCAGUUCAGCCAGGACCCUGUCAGGGUGUUUGCUGCAGAGUUAGGCUGCGCUCUCGGGUUCCUCCAUGAUGUUGGGAUCAUCCACAGAGAUGUGAAGAUGGAGAACAUUCUGCUCACAGAUCAAGGCCACCUCCGCCUGGCUGACUUUGGUUUGUCUCGUCGUCUGGAGAGAGGAGGAAGAGCCUUCACUAUCUGUGGGACCAUCCAGUACAUGGCCCCUGAAGUUCUGAGUGGGGGACCCUACAGUCACGCAGCUGAUUGGUGGUCGCUGGGAAUCCUCCUCUUCUCAUUGGUCACUGGGAAGUUCCCAGUCCUGCCUGAACCAGACCACUACAGUAUGUUGAGGAGAGUGAGGUGUUUCCCCUACGACAUCCCCCUCAGCUUCAGCCCUCCACUGGCUCUACUUAUCACUGAGCUGCUGUGUAAGACACCGACGCGGCGGCUGCGGACCCUGGAUCGUUUCAAACGUCAGACCUUUUUCCACGGCGCGACCUUUGACCUGGCGUUACUACAGCGACGACCUGUGGAGGUCAUCUUGGCACUGCGGGAGCGUCCUGACCGGCCGGCCAAGGCCCGAAGAGGACUGACCCUGUCUCUGCAGCCGUUAAGAGGCUUCGACUACGAUACCCUGCUCAGCCCUGCAGGGACGCCUGACACACACCUGGACGACCCCGAUACACACACACACCUUGACGACCCCGAUACACACACACACUUACACACACCCCUACCUGGCCCGGGCUGCCAGAAUCACCUUGGACACACACACUCUUCCAUGCCCAGCUCCACACACACUCACAGGCCUCCGACACAUGGGAAGAAGGAGAUGUUUGUGUGAAAAGGACCUACAGACACUCAGAGAAUGGAGAAAGGUCACACACACACCGUAGCCAGCUGGGAGCAUGACGUUCUUGGACUAUGACAUUCCAUGAUGUCACAGGAAGACCCCUGCCCUUUAGCCCCUCCCCCUCCUGUAGAAUAUUUGAGUAAUAAAGAUAUGUUCAGAUUUGUAAACUGAAAUCGAAAUAUUACACAAAAUUACACAAAAAAACAA
Oncorhynchus masou masou (cherry salmon) is the source of this 1578-nucleotide messenger RNA. RefSeq names its product ribosomal protein S6 kinase-related protein-like. Bases 97 to 1362 code for a protein of 421 amino acids. Gene Ontology annotation, biological process: protein phosphorylation. The record is from RefSeq and is a predicted model, not a curated record. Lineage: Eukaryota; Metazoa; Chordata; Actinopteri; Salmoniformes; Salmonidae. The transcript is spliced from 11 exons. Gene Ontology annotation, molecular function: protein serine/threonine kinase activity; ATP binding.